Molecule: messenger RNA, 625 nt
Organism: Camelina sativa (false flax)
Lineage: Eukaryota; Viridiplantae; Streptophyta; Magnoliopsida; Brassicales; Brassicaceae
Product: heavy metal-associated isoprenylated plant protein 39
Molecular function (GO): metal ion binding
Source: RefSeq, a predicted model, not a curated record
CACCACAAACUUUUGUCAAUUGUCAAUCAAUACCCCCCAUUUUUCUCUCUUUUCUAUAACUAAAGAAAGGGGAAAAGAAAUAAAAAAAACAUCAAACUCUUUCUUUCGUUUCUCGAUCUCUUCUCUUCUCUUCCAUACUUCUCCAAGAUCCCAAGACCAAAUGGCUCAGAAAGUGGUGUUGAAGGUUUUAACCAUGACAGAUGAUAGGACCAAGCAGAAAGCCAUAGAAGCUGCAGCUGAUAUCUUCGGAGUUGAUUCGAUAGCAGCGGAUAUGAAGGAUCAAAAACUGACGGUGAUCGGUUCGAUGGAUGCGGUUGCUGUGGUAAAGAAGUUGAAGAAGGUUGGUAAAGUCGAUUUGAUAUCGGUUGGACCGGCCAAAGAGGAGAAGAAAGAAGAGAAGAAGGAAGAGAAGAAAGAGGAAAAGAAAGAGGAGAAGAAGGAAGAGAAGAAGGAAGAAGAACCUAAGAAGUAAAGAGUGUAAAGUAAUGACCCGAUCCUAUCUAUAUUAUUGUAAAACCCCUAAAUUUUUGUCAUCUUGAUUCCAUAAUUCUGAAUCAUUAAAUAAUUUUAUGGUGUGAAAUUAAUUGUUUAAUAGUUUGUAAUAAAACUAAAAGUAUAUUGGACA